UCUGGGUGUGCCCGGGGUGGGAGAGGGGGAGGGGCAGCGGCGUUUGGGGCCCAAAACGGUUUUGGGAGCGUCCGGACGCCUGCGAGGUUCCCGCCAUGAGCUUCCUCCUGUUCGCGCUCACCGGGCUCCACGGCCUCGGCCUCCUCCUGCUCUUCAUCGCCACCCUGGGCAAGGCCUGGUGGGUGCUGCCGGACGGGGGGACCCUGAACCUUUGGUACGACUGCGAGUACCUGAACAGCACCCAUGGGUGGGCCUGCACCAGCACCGGGGACAGCCCCUGCCUGCGUGCCACACGGGGGCUCCUGCCCACGGCGCUGCUGCUCUCGGCCGCCUCCUUUGGGCUCUUCCUCUGGCAGCUCCGGGGGGGGCCCCGAGGGAGCUUCUUCACCCCUGCGGGGGGCACCCAACUGCUGGCAGCGCUGGCGGCGCUCUUGGGGGCGGGGCUUUACGCGGCGCGGGGAGGGCGCCCCCUGGCGGGCGCCUUCGGCUACUGCUUCGGCCUGGCCUGGGCGGCCGCGGCGCUGGCGCUGGGCAGCGGCUGCGCGUAUCUGCGCCUGCGCAAGGGGGCGUGACCGCGCCGGGACACGCCCCCCGCCGCCAAGCC
Molecule: messenger RNA, 604 nt
Organism: Pezoporus occidentalis (night parrot)
Lineage: Eukaryota; Metazoa; Chordata; Aves; Psittaciformes; Psittacidae
Product: epithelial membrane protein 3-like
Exons: 5
Coding region: 96-572 (158 amino acids)
Cellular component (GO): plasma membrane
Source: RefSeq, a predicted model, not a curated record